AUGGGAAACCACAGUGUGUUCAGUGAGUUCAUCCUUCUUGGGCUGUCUUCCAACCCCCAGAUCCAGGCUCUUCUCUUUGUGCUGUUCCUGGUGAUUUACCUCCUGACCCUGAUGGGAAACUUGGUGAUGCUGCUAGUGAUCAGAGCUGAUUCCCACCUCCACACCCCCAUGUACUUCUUUCUGGGCCAACUGUCCUUCCUGGACCUAUGCCACUCCUCUGUCACAGUACCCAAGAUGCUGGAGAAUUUACUUUCUGAAAGCAAAACCAUCUUUGUAGAGAGCUGCCUGGCUCAGGCCUUCUUUGUGUUUGCCACAGGGGGCACUGAGGCCUGUCUGCUGGCAGUGAUGGCCUAUGACCGCUAUGUGGCCAUCAGCUCCCCUCUGCUGUAUGGCCAGGUGGUGAGUAACCAGCUGUGUGUUGGGCUGGUAUGGAGCUCCUGGGGCCUGGCCUUUGUUGAUGCCCUUAUCAAUAUCCUCCUGGCUGUCAACUUAGACUUUUGUGAGAGCCAAACUAUCCCCCACUUCAGCUGUGAACUGUCUUCUCUCUUCCCUCUGUCUUGUUCUGAUACUUCUAUCAACUUCACGCUCCUGCUCUGCUCCUCUGUCUUGCAUUUCUUUGGAACCUUCCUCUUGAUCUUCUUUUCUUACAUCCGUAUUGUCUCCACCAUCAUGAAGAUCAGCUCCACCUCCGGCAGAAGCAAGGCCUUCUCUACCUGUUCCUCCCACCUUACCACUGUGAUCUUGUUCUAUGGUUCAGGUUUCCUCAGCUAUCUUUUGCCAAACUCUGGUUCCCCUGUAGAAAUGAUCUUCCCUUUACAGUACAGUGUGGUCACUCCUAUGCUGAAUCCCCUCAUCUACAGCCUUCAGAACAAGGAGGUAAAGGCAGCUAUGAGAAGAAUGUUCAGAAAAUAUGUAAACUCUUUGACAUAA
This is a messenger RNA of Orycteropus afer afer, 930 nucleotides long. Its product is annotated as olfactory receptor 8S1-like. The record is from RefSeq and is a predicted model, not a curated record. Gene Ontology annotation, cellular component: membrane. Gene Ontology annotation, molecular function: G protein-coupled receptor activity; olfactory receptor activity. Gene Ontology annotation, biological process: G protein-coupled receptor signaling pathway. NCBI's taxonomy places the organism in Eukaryota, Metazoa, Chordata, Mammalia, Tubulidentata, Orycteropodidae.